Hibiscus syriacus is the source of this 1447-nucleotide messenger RNA. Its product is annotated as TMV resistance protein N-like. The coding region runs from base 114 to 1403 and encodes 429 amino acids. Lineage: Eukaryota; Viridiplantae; Streptophyta; Magnoliopsida; Malvales; Malvaceae. The transcript is spliced from 2 exons. The record is from RefSeq and is a predicted model, not a curated record. Gene Ontology annotation, molecular function: protein binding.
AAGGUUGUACAAAAAUAGUUGAUGUUCAUCCAUCCAUUGCAGAGCUUAAGAGGCUUCAAAAUUUGAAUUUGAGAGGCUGCAAAAGUCUUAGGAAUCUUCCAACCAAAAUUGGAAUGGAAUCUCUUCAAACAUUCAUUCUUUCGGGUUGUUCAAAUCUUUUUUGGUUUCCAGAGAUUGAUUGCAAAAUGGAUUGUCUAAAAACGCUUGAUCUUUCCGGAUGUUAUAGAGUUGGAUUUUUGCCAGAGAGUUUGCAGCUAGCUGAGUUUUUGGAAGAGCUUGACUUGAGUGAAACGGCCAUAACAAAACCACCGUCCUUCAUUUUUCGACUUAAAAAUCUUAAAUUUUUGUCUUUCAAUGGGUGCAAGGGAUCUUCAUCUAAGUUUCGACAAAAUCUGCCUUCUCUCUUCAAAAAAUUCCAAAGAGGAAAGACAAAUUCAAUGGCUCUGAUGUUGCCUUCGUUGUCGGGUUUGAGUUCAUUGACAAAGCUGAAACUAAGGGACUGCAAUCUUUGUGAAGGAGAUAUUCCUACUGAUAUUUCUUGUCUAUCCUCUUUGGUAAUCCUCAAUCUCAGCAGUAACAAUUUCAUCAGCCUACCUGAUUCUCUUACUCGACUUUCCAAGCUUAAAAAUCUUCAAUUGAUGAAUUGUCGGCGGCUGAAAUAUUUACCUGAGCUUCCAACAAGUACAAUAUCUGUGAGCAUAGAUGAUUGUGCUUCUCUGGAACUAAUUGCUUAUCUACCAAAAGUAGGCAAUUCAAGGGAUGGGGUGCAUAUUAUAGGUACCAACUGCUACAGAUUGGCUGAGAACAUCAAUGCAUUAACAUUGCUGAAAAAACAUCUCAAGGUAUUUGCACAUUCAAGAGAAAAAUUCGAUAUUAUUAUACCUGGAAGUGAAAUCCCGGAAUGGUUCAGCCAUCAAAGAGUCGACUCUUCAAUCAAGUUGCCACUGCCUCUCAAUAUUCGGAAUGAUAGUCAAUGGAUGGGAGUUGCUCUCUGCUGCAAUUUUGCCGGUGGUGAUUCUUCGGGGGAUGAGGAAAUCUGGUGUAAUGCUGUUAUCCAUUGUGGAGAACCUCGACGUCUUGGUGAGGUUCCCAUUCAUUUAGGGAAAAGUUUUAAUCAGCCCAUAAAAAAUGACCACCUUUUUCUUCGUUACUGGGGGCGUGAAGUGUUAUAUCCAUAUUCCUUGGAGAAUGAAUGUGGUGAAAGUGAAACCGAGAAUACAUCAACACCGGAUUGCUCAAAUCAGGAAUGCGAUGAACUUGAAUUGUCAUUCGAUUAUGAUGCUCGUGGCAAAGGUGUUGGGGUGAAGAAAUGUGGGGUUGGGAUAGUGUACGAGAAAGAUUUGGAAGAUGUCCAACUUACAACAGAGAAACACAUGAAUCAAAGUAGGGCACAAAUUGAAUGAAGACUCCACUGUUGAUGGACACAGAGACAGACAUGCUGAGAACC